Messenger RNA from Soboliphyme baturini, 231 nucleotides. The record is from the annotation of a GenBank genome assembly. Lineage: Eukaryota; Metazoa; Nematoda; Enoplea; Dioctophymatida; Soboliphymatidae.
AUGGUGUUGCUACUCGACGCUAGCCACACGACGUAUGAAGGAACCAAAUGGUGCCUGAAGUAUAAGUACUCAUCAGCUUUGGAAACUCGAGCUGGAACACAGAUGCGAAUUCCACAAAAGAUGUCCGAAAUUCUCUUCUCAAUGAACAACAAGGAGGCACGAACUGCUUAUCGUGAUGAAGAUCGCACUGGUGGAGCAGGGCCUGGGCCCGGUUCAGAUUAUCGACUUUGA